Messenger RNA from Abrus precatorius (Indian licorice), 1155 nucleotides. Its product is annotated as WAT1-related protein At5g64700-like. Bases 1 to 1155 code for a protein of 384 amino acids. The record is from RefSeq and is a predicted model, not a curated record. The transcript is spliced from 7 exons. Lineage: Eukaryota; Viridiplantae; Streptophyta; Magnoliopsida; Fabales; Fabaceae. Gene Ontology annotation, molecular function: transmembrane transporter activity. Gene Ontology annotation, cellular component: plasma membrane.
AUGGAGACAAAGAAGAGGAAGGGAACUUUGAAGGAAUGGUUCGCAUCAUCCCAGGCUCUGUUGAGCAUGUUACUAGUGCAAAUUUUUAUGACGGGGUUGCAGCUGUUAGCAAGGGCCGCAUUGGUUCAGGGAAGUUUCAUACUUGCACUGGUUUCUUAUCGUCACAUUGUUGCUGCCAUUUGUGUUGCCCCAUUUGCAUUCUACUUUGAAAGAGGUCGCACAAAGAAGUUCACUUUCGAAGUUUGGUUUUUGCUCUUCAUUAACGCGAUGCUCGGGAUGACUAUGGCUCAAGGAUUCUUCUAUUAUGGUUUGCGAGACACCUCAGCUACUUACUCUGUCAACUUCCUGAACUUGAUUCCUAUAUGCACCUUCUUUGUCUCUGUCAUAUGCAGAAUGGAGAAACUGAGGCUGCAAACUUGGGCUGGUAAAGCUAAGAGUAUUGGAGCAAUUAUGUGUGUUGGGGGAGCAUUAACUAGUAGUCUCUACAGAGGGAAGGAGUUUUAUCUUGGUCAUCGUAAUCAUCACACUAGUACUGCUGCUGUACACAAAACUAACAUGCUUUGUGGCACUUUCUUUUUGAUUGGAAGCUCCUUCUCAUACUCACUUUGGUUUAUUGCACAAGUCAAGUUGCUUAAAGUAUUUCCAUUGAGGUGUUGGGGAAUAAUGAUGACAUGCAUUUUUGCUGCAAUCCAAGGAGCAAUAAUCGGCGUCUGCAUAGAUACCAGUAAAGCUGCUUGGAGAAUAGAGUGGAAUCUACAACUAGCCACAAUAGUCUACUCGGGAGCACUGGCCACAGCUGCUGCAUUUUGCUUAGUAUCCUGGGCAAUUGCACUCAAAGGACCUACUUAUCCCCCAAUGUUCAAUCCCUUGACUCUUGUUUUUGUGGCCUUUGCAGAAGCUAUCUUUCUUGGUGAACCAUUAAGCGUCGGAACGUUGCUGGGUGUGGUUUUGAUCAUGCUGGGAUUGUACUCCUUUUUGUGGGGCAAAAGUAAUGAGACAGUGCUCAUGGCUCAACCUACACCAAAUAUAGCAGCAUCGGAAGUGGCAAGCAUGACUAAUUUGCCUGCUGGAGUGCAAUCAACAGCCACAGUGGCUCCUAGUUCUUCACCUGUUAGCAGUGUAGUUCUUGAAAUUGAAAGGACUAAUCCAAACUGA